AUGGUCCACACCAGACCGGCUGUUCGCGCGCCCUCCCGCGCUAUGUUCGCCGCCGCUGAUAGCAAACCGCGACGUGCAGUCUCGCCACUCGGUAUACCCAAGUCCCCCUCGUUCCACUCUGGAUUGGAUCUGGUCGCGAGCCAGACGACUAAGCGAUCCGAGAGCGUAUCUGACGUAGCCCGGGCGUUUCGAAUUGCGCUUUUCGGUAUGGAGGCUCAGGGGCAGCAGCCCAAGGCGCCGUCGCCGCCGGACGCGCGCUCACCGCCGGACGCGCGCUCGCCGCCGCCGCCGCUACCUGUUACGUCCACUCCCAACGUUGCCACUACUACCACAACGACCGUGUCACCCGAGCGUCCGAUCACUAGUAAUGGUGAGAGGGAGAAUUUAAUGGUGCAACUGGCACUGCUGAAAGAUGCCCCAGCAGCAGAGCGUGAACAGUUGUUUGUGCAGAAGAUUCGGCAAUGCUGUCUAUUGUUCGACUUUGCAGACGAGCCUCUGUCGGACCUCAAAUGGAAGGAGGUCAAGCGGGGUGCGCUGCUGGAAAUGGUGGAGUACAUCACCUCACAGCGUGACGUCAUCACAGAGGCUAUAUACCCAGAGGCUGUUAAUAUGUUCGCAGUCAACUUGUUCCGAACAUUGCCGCCCUCAUCAAACCCAAAUGGUGCGGAAUUUGACCCUGAAGAAGACGAGCCGACCCUGGAGGCGGCGUGGCCCCAUUUGCAACUGGUUUACGAGCUGUUCCUUCGACUACUUGAGUCGCCAGACUUCCAGCCAAAUAUAGCCAAGAAAUAUAUUGACCAAAAGUUCGUUUUGCAGCUCCUCGAACUAUUCGACACAGAGGACCCAAGAGAGCGGGACUUUCUCAAGACUACCCUACAUAGGAUAUACGGAAAAUUUCUAGUUCUACGUGCAUAUAUAAGGAAACAGAUCAACAAUGUUUUCUAUAGGUUUAUAUAUGAAACGGAACAUCAUAACGGCAUUGCCGAGUUAUUAGAGAUACUUGGAUCAAUUAUAAACGGCUUCGCGUUGCCACUCAAAGAAGAACAUAAACAAUUUUUGCUUAGGGUAUUACUCCCGCUGCACAAGGCAAAAUCUCUAUCAGUGUACCACCCACAGCUGGCCUAUUGCGUGGUGCAGUUCCUUGAGAAAGAUCCGUCACUCACCCAGCCCGUUGUUCGGGCAUUACUUAAAUACUGGCCGAAGACACAUUCACCAAAGGAGGUGAUGUUCUUAAAUGAGAUGGAAGAAAUCCUAGACGUGAUAGAACCAGCCGAGUUCCAGAAAAUAAUGGACCCGCUGUUCCGACAACUGGCCAAGUGCGUUUCCAGCCCACAUUUUCAGGUCGCAGAACGCGCACUAUACUACUGGAACAAUGAGUACAUAAUGUCUCUAAUAUCGGACAACGCGACUCACAUACUGCCAAUAAUGUUCCCAUCGCUGUACUGCAAUACAAAGUCUCACUGGAACAAGACGAUCCACGGCCUGGUCUACAACGCCCUUAAGCUCUUCAUGGAGAUGAACCAAAAACUCUUUGAUGAAUGCACGCAACAAUUCAGGCAGGAGAAAGAGAAGGAGACAGAACGUCUUCAGCAGCGUGAAGAACUAUGGCAGCGGUUGGAGGCCGUUGCAGCGGCUAAUCCCGCCUGUCGACAGCUUGACUCAGAACCACUCACGCCUGAUGCUGAGAUCCGAAAGAAUCACAACGCGACGAAGCCACUCCUGCGCAAGAAAUCUGACCUGCCACCUGACGCCUCCACUGUGAAGGCUCUCAUUGAACACAAGCGACCAGACCCAUAUCUCACGACCACACCGGACGCGGACAAGUGUUAG
Pieris macdunnoughi is the source of this 1830-nucleotide messenger RNA. NCBI's taxonomy places the organism in Eukaryota, Metazoa, Arthropoda, Insecta, Lepidoptera, Pieridae. The record is from the annotation of a GenBank genome assembly.